GAGAAGCAGAUAGACAGAGAGAGAGAAAGAGGCAGACACACUGGCUGAGAGACUCAUAGAGGCACAGGCCAGCAGCAAACAUACACAGAUCAGGCAUGAAUACACACCAGAUAGCCUUGACACCCACAUCAUAGGCUGUAACACACAACACGCUGACGCUGUUCAUUUAAAUAGCAUGUACACAAGCCUGUCACACAAUGCUGUCACACUAAAGCACGGCUAUGGCUCAUCCUGACAGCUCUGGUACACUGAGCUCCAUUGCCUUUAGACACAGAUUGCCAUGACACAUAGACACACAUAGCUUUCUGUCAUACAAAGGCUGUUCUGUCACAUACAUAUUCAGCUGAUCAGCGCAGUGUGACCGUCUUUCUCUGCAGGGACAGAUCAGCUAAACGCCUGUUCUGGUACAUGAACUAGUAAUGUUGCCUGUUACCUCUCUGUCACCUAUGAAUUUCUAAUUAAAGUUCCACUUUGUGCCCUGGGGCCAUGCACUUCAGCACCUGCAGUCAUGUCGGCUUGCGGCUCAUUUACAGAGCAUGUUUGGAAACCAGGAGAGUGCAAGAACUGCUUUCAGCCAAAAGGUCAGCAUCAGUUAUCAGCUCUUGGCAGAGGCAACCCUGGUCAACCACCACCUCCUCCUCCACCACCACCUCCUUAUCGAGCAAAUCAUGCCAAAGUUAUUUCCAACCAGCGACCACGUGCAACGACUGGGUUCAGGCCACCAGUUGCCAAGAAGCCUACCAUUGCUGUAAAGCCUACCAUGAUGGCUGUAGAUGGAGCAGUAGGGCAUCCUAUUCAAAGUCAUUCUAGAUCACCACUACCCACACAAAACACUCGAUCUCAAGUCCAAAACAAUGUAUCUAAUGAUGAUCGAGCAAAUAACAACACCAGAGCAGAACAAACAGUCACUAAUAAUAAUCAUGUGAGUAGCAGUGGACUCACAGAGGUACUGAAAGAGAUUGCGGGCUUGAGUCCAGUUGAACCUGCUCCUCCCUCAGAAGCUACACCUCGAGAGCACUUUCUAUGUAGGAUCAAUCAAUGUUAUCGUCGCUCUUUAGAAAGGAAGCCACCUGCUAGUUGUUUAUCUGGAAGUAGACAUGAAGGAGGGGGGUCAAAAAAAGGUGUUAGAAGAGUAGCUUUAAGCGGGGAAGAAGGUGCCGUUAUUGGAAUGGAUGGUGGGCGCUUUUGCUAUCCUGAAUUUUCCAGUGGGGAUGAUAGCUGGGAUGAAGAAGAUGAAGAAGACCAGGGGGAACGGGACAGCUGGGAAGAAAGUGAUGAAGAACUUUUGGCAAUGGAGAUUCGUAUGAGAGGACAACCACGGUUUGCUAAUCUCCAAAGUGGCAGUCUGUCUCCUGUUCCUGGAAGACUUGGGAAAAGAGAGAAGUGGAAUACUGUGCCAUUACGUCAAAAGUCCUUACAACGGGUGUGUGCUGUGGACUAUGAUGAUAGCUAUGAUGAGAUCCUUAAUGGCUGUGAAGUGGUUGGACAUGGGGAAGGCAACAUUGUUUCCCCUUCUCCAGAUACAUCAAUGGUUGAUUCCUUGUCUUGUCCUCCUUCAUCAUCUUCCUCCUCCACUUCCUCAUCAUCAUCAUCUUCUGGAGGGCUCUUUUGCAAUGGCAAUGUAGUCACAGAGAAAGCAUCCGUAACUGGACCAGAUAGUACAACACAGGAUGUUACCCAAGAUACUAGUAUGGCACAGGCUAAGCCAUAUCGUGUAGUUAACUUGGAGCAACCAGUCUGUAAACCAUACACAGUAGUUGAUGUUUCUGCUGCUAUGGCUGGGGAAUGCCCAUCUCGACUGAACACAAAGUUGAAAAAGUCUAGCUCUACACGUUAUCAGGAAGUUUGGACAUCAAGCACUAGUCCUCGGCAAAAGCUUGCAAAAACAGAAAUUGUGGAAGCUCCUAAACGAAGCUGCUAUAAGUCUGCCCCAACUUCACCCACUGCUGGUUUAAGUGCCCACACUGUACCUGUCCGUUCUCCCAACUUAUCAGAGAUCAAAUUUAACAGCUAUAACAAUGCAGGUAUGCCACCUUUUCCAAUUAUUAUUCAUGAUGAACCUGAAUAUGCCCACAGUUGUAAAAGUGCUGAUAAAGUGCCCAUCCUCAUCAAUCCUAGUGCUUAUGAUAAUUUAGCUAUUUACAGAAGUUUUGUUGGAACUGGUGGUGUCUUUCCUCCACCUCCAGACAAGGAAAAACGUCAGACUGGAAGUGUAGCGAGCCACACAUAUGAAGAAAUAGAAACUCCUGCUAAAGCACAAAAAAAAGAGGAGUCUCCUGGUGGGGUCACCCAGGAAACAGGUGGUGGAUGUACCCGUGAAAGUGCCAACCGUGUUCUGUCUCAGAUUGUGGCAUCCAUCCAACCUCCUCGUUCUCCACCUGAAGCUUUAACUCCUGAGUCGGGUAGUAGUGAUGAUCGGCCACCAGAGACCCAGUCUGAUCCGGAGCAACAUACCAGUUCUUUAGGAAGACCGAAAACUCUGUUUUCCUCCAAAAGUGAAACUUUUGGAACUGUGAAUUUAAACAAAAAUUCUCCUGCUCUUUCCAGUGAUGACAGCCCUACUGUAUCUGCCAGUUCAGAACCUCUUCCCCCUUUCCCACCUCCACGCUCUACUUCUUCACCCUACCAUGCAACUAUGUUGCACAAACACUUUGCAACUCGUGGAAAACCAGUUGGAACUAACCGACCCUCACCAACCGAUUCUGCAACACAGCCACGCCGUCCAGCAGAUGGCAAGCCACGUCGUUGGAUAUCCUUCAAAAGUUUUUUCAGGAGGAAGAAGGAGGGAGGUGGACAUGGAGGUUGUGAGGACAGAGGAGAAGAGGGAAAGCUAGUUGGUCUAGAUGGCACUGUUAUUCACAUGCUUCCACCCCCACCAGUCCAAAGACACCAUUGGUUUAGUGAAAGCCGAGGAGAGCCUGGAGAGAAACCAUCCAUUGUGUUCAAUUAUCGGUCAGAGGAAGAGCGAGCUGCAGGAAGUCCACAGGAUAGCAUGGGUGCUGAGACCAGGUCUAGCAGCACUCCUGAUGAAAUGCCUAUACAUGACUCUACUUCAUUGGGCCCUAUGGUGCUCUCAACGCCGGAUGAACAGAAUCGAGCAGAUAGUUCACCACCACCUGCCGUUGCUGAGGUCCAGACACGUGAAGAACCUGCUUCUAUCUCUGGUGCUGCCUCUGAUUGCUCAUCUGACUUUAGUCCAGGAGGAGCCACCUAUAGUAACUUAGGUCAUUCUCGGGCAAACAUGAUCCCAUAUAAACAGCCUCGCCAGACACGUGGAGGAAGCCCACCUAAUGAACCAGAACCCCAUCCAACCCCUCCUCCGCUUCCAAAGAAGAAUCAGACACCUCGACAGACACCAGAUAAGGCACUUGGGGCAUUGCUGAGCAUGGCUAACCCCACCUAUGACACCGACCGUAGCUGGGAGACAGGUGGAACAGAGUCAGGAGACUCCAUGGAGCGAGGUGGAGGGAAGAUUGCUGAAUUACAGGUUGAAGCCCUGCGUCGCUUCUAUGCUCGCUGUGAGGACAUCUUCAUGGCAGGACAAAGAGAGCCCAUUAGCUUUGGACUGGAAAGUUGGCCAGACUUUAGGCUGACAAGCCCCACACCAUGCUGUCAAGCUGGAGAUGCUGUAUAUUAUCGAGCAUCCUACGCACGGGACCCCAGAAACCUCUAUGCUGUGAAGAUUUGCCGCAGUAAAUCUAAGCAAGCCCAGCGGGAAUACUACCACUGCCUGGCUGUUCGACAGGGCCUCACUGAACAUUUCAAUAUCCAGCAGGAUUGUGGGCAAUUUCUGGCUGAGGUACCUGCACGUUUACUACCCUGGGAGGACCCUACUGUAUCAGAGGAAGAGGAGGAGGAGGAGGACGAGGAAGAAGGAGAAAAUGUAGAGGUCUCCAAAAAAGGAAAAGAGAAAGCAAACCUAACGCAGAAGCAGAGUUCUCCUAACAAUCAAGGCUCAUUGGGCAAACGGAGGAGUAGGGUGGUAGUUAUUACCAGAGAACCUCCCAGACAGACACUUGCAGAUUUUGUUCGGGAGGGUGACAAAGCGCACCGUAGGGAGCCAGAGCUGUAUGAACGACAAGUGUGUCUGCUGUUGCUUCAGCUCUGUGGAGCUCUGGAGCAUUUGAAGGCACAAGGUAUUACUCACUGUGAUCUUCGUCUAGAUAACCUUUUGCUUGCCAGCUGCCGCCCUGGCGAUUCAGGAUGUAGUUGUUGUUACAGGUCUACCACAGAUGCAUCAAAAGAGCAGGUAAAGGAGACAAGCCCUUCUGAACAAAGAGCAUUCCCAACUUGUGCAGGUCGACUGCUUCUCACCAACUUUAUCCAAGCUAAAUUGAAGAGCCAAAGUGUUUGGCGUCCUCAGGGCCUAGGCGAUCCUUCACGUAUGGCUCCUGAAAUUGUGGGAGCAACACAGUACCGAAGAAGCGAUGAGUUUCAGACAGGGAUCCUCAUCUAUGAAAUGUUGCACUUACCCAAUCCUUUCCAUGAUGGGGGUUUGAAGGAAAGAGAAUAUGGACCCUGUGACUUACCAGCUGUGCCACGCCGCUCUCCAUAUUCACGUGGCUUGGGGAGAUUGGCAGGGCUUCUUUUGCAGCAUAGCCCUUCAGAUCGGCUACAGGUGGGGCAAGCCAAGGCUGCUCUGCGCUGUUUAAUUUGGGGCCCUCGAGAAGAAGUUCUGCAAGGAUCAGGAUCUCUACAUAACUGGCUGGAAGUUAAGAGGACAUUGUUACUAAUAAGACUAGCAGAGCGAGCUUUAGAGAAAGAGGGUGGAGUGACUCUGGAGGACUGGUUGUGCUGUCAGUACCUGGCAUUCGGCACAGCCCAGGGACUGGCACAGACACUACGGCUACUGGAACAAAACUGAAUGGCAUAGUCCUCCCCUGACUUUUCCCAACAUGGUCUGUGUGCAAUAGCUGGGAAUACCCCAGAAGGCUCCGUUUAAGAAGCUUGAAUGUCCAGUGUUAUACCACUCCUUCCUGCACAGUCAGGCAGAUACCUAAGCAGACAUUACACUCACAUGUGGGUUCUCAUGUACACCAACUUGCAUGCCUCAAAAAACAACGGACUUGGUAUAGACAUUGUAAAGCGUAUUUACAAGCAAGUAUAUUCCAUUUUAUUAACAAGUUUUUAAAACCACCCCUUUUCAUACAACCAUUUUAAUGCUGCCAGCAGCCAUCUUUUACCAUUUACAUUUCCUAAGGGUUUGUGUAUUACAGUCUACUGCUUAUAACAAGAUAGCACCAUUAAAGGCCACAUGAGGGACACCCCAUAAAAAGUAUUACUACAUCCUCACUCCACAGAGGUACAGACAGGUCAACGUACCCCUGAGAGAGGAAUACAUAAACCAAAGCCAUGACACACGGCACACGUGGCGCACGGCACUGCUGAUUCACUAUAUACAUACGCACAUAAUCUGCCAGACUGUGGGGGAGAAAUUACCAGAACUAGUAUUAAUAUGAAAUGUUUUAUUCUUAAUGCUUUUAAUACCAUAAAUUCAUAUUUAUAUUUAUAUGCAACUACACAUGCAGUAUCCUUAAAAUUUAAAAACCACACCCAUAGUGUUAAAUUCAUAUAUAGAACUAUAUACAGUAUACACGAUGUGAAGACAGAAGUGUCCUUGGCGCUUCACGUUCCUAAUCUUAUGGGGAGUAGGCGCAGGUAUGCCCCUUACAGAGCCCCACUGCUCGGUAAUUCCUCUGUUAUAGGAGGCGAGGGGAGCAGAGGUGGUCAUCUGGUACAGGUGUCCCAUGCUCCAAUGCCUCCUUUCCUUUUUUUGUUUUUGUUGUGGUACUUUUCCCCAUCUAUACUGCUGAUGUUCCUACUGUUGCUGUGUUAAUAAAUCUGUUUUAUGGCACUGGUA
Hyla sarda is the source of this 5860-nucleotide messenger RNA. It is a transcript of the gene PEAK1, whose product is annotated as pseudopodium enriched atypical kinase 1. Gene Ontology annotation, cellular component: focal adhesion; actin cytoskeleton. Bases 509 to 4864 code for a protein of 1451 amino acids. The transcript has 5 exons. The record is from RefSeq and is a predicted model, not a curated record. Gene Ontology annotation, biological process: protein phosphorylation. Gene Ontology annotation, molecular function: protein kinase activity; ATP binding. Lineage: Eukaryota; Metazoa; Chordata; Amphibia; Anura; Hylidae.